GUUGAUGAGCUAUUAAAGCCCAGAUGAAGAAGCACCCCGGAAGAAUUAUAUAGUUACAGGGGUAACGAGCGAGGUAUAUUAGCCUUGGUUGGAUAUUCCGGCUAAGCAAAGUCACCAUGCGCAUCCCCACAUCCAUCACGGUGCUCUGUACGCUCGUCGCGUAUGCUACCGCACAGUGCAUGGAGUGCGCAUCACUCGUCACGUACAGGAACGCGACGUACAACCUCGAGGAGCAGUGUACAGUGCACAGCGGAUACCAUUGUUUUUACAGAAGCAAUGACACCUCAGGGGACUUCUGCGACUGUUAUUACAAUAAAACGGGAAUAGUUGAGACCAACGAGUCGACAUACUUCUGUCCCACAGGGUCUUCAAAUUUCAGUGCAACAUGCUCUGGUUGUCCAAGUUAAUUUGGUGUGGAGUCACGGACUCGAUUUGGACUCGAUCGGACUUUUCCCAUAGCUUAGUCAUUCGGCUACUAGUAUUAGAUGUUAACGUUGAAGUACCACAAAAUCAACCAGU
Messenger RNA from Suillus discolor, 519 nucleotides. RefSeq lists its product as uncharacterized. Lineage: Eukaryota; Fungi; Basidiomycota; Agaricomycetes; Boletales; Suillaceae. The record is from RefSeq and is a predicted model, not a curated record. The transcript is spliced from 3 exons. Bases 117 to 407 code for a protein of 96 amino acids.